GUGAGCGCUGUUUGUCUGUAUUGACUCCAGCAGAAGAGAAGCGCUCAUGUGUCUGGUGUCUACUUUUAACCAUCUGAACCAUGGAAAGAAAACACAUGUCCGCGUUAUCUAUUUAUCAGUCAUUAUCAGGAGGGGCAAAACCACAAGUGCAGGCUAAGUCUCCGCCAGCAAAGAAAAUCAAAAGGAAGGAGAAUGGCAUCCAACCAAAGAAGAAACCCAAUAAAAAGAGCAGAAGGAGACCUCUGAAGUCCAGCAUGAGACUCAGCAGCAGUGAAAAGGAGAAGGCUGAGGCUGAGAAGGACUGUGAGACGCAUGACGGUGGAAUUGAGAGUCCAGCUCUUGAUGUGCUCCUGACCGAUCUGACGAAGGUCAACAACAGCAGAGAAAGAGCCAACAGACUGUUCCAGUGGCUCAUUCACCCCGUCCCAGACAAGAGCUUCUUCAGAGAUAAUUGGGAGAAGAAACCGAUUCUGAUCCAGCGACAGAAUCCAGGCUAUUACAAAGGACUCUUUUCGACGGCUGAGUUUGACCACAUCUUAAGAAAUGAUGAUGUGCAGUACGGAGUGAACCUGGAUGUGACGAGCUACACAAAAGGAAAAAGAGAGACACACAAUCCUCCAGGAAGAGCGCUACCAUACACUGUCUGGGCUUUGUAUAAGAGCGGCUGUUCUCUCCGAAUGCUCAAUCCUCAAGCAUUUUCCUCCGCCGUGUGGCAAGUGCUCUCUAUUCUUCAGGAGAAGUUUGGCAGUAUGGCGGGCGCAAACGUCUAUCUGACACCAGCGGGGACGCAGGGCUUCGCUCCUCACUAUGAUGAUAUAGAGGCGUUUAUUUUGCAGCUGGAGGGGAAAAAGCACUGGAGAGUGUACAACCCUCGAUCUAAAGAUGAAGUGUUGCCACUAGUGUCUAGUCCUAAUUUCAGUCAGGACGAGAUCGGGCAGCCCAUCAUGGACGUGGUGCUGGAAGCUGGCGAUCUGCUGUAUUUUCCUCGUGGCUUCAUUCAUCAGGGCGACUGUCUGCCUGACGCUCACUCCAUGCACAUCACCGUCUCCUCCUUCCAGAGGAACAGCUGGGGAGAUCUGCUCCUCAAAUUGAUGCCAGCCGCUCUGGAGACCGCGAUGGAGGAAGACGUUGAGUUCAGGAAGGGACUGCCGCUUGAUUACCUUCAGUUCAUGGGAGUCCAGAACUCUGAGAAGGAAGACCCACGGAGAGACAAAUUCAUUGCACACGUGGAGGGCCUGGUGAAGAAACUGGUCAGUUUUGCGCCGGUCGAUGCUGCUGUGGAUCAGAAAGCCAGAGACUUCCUGCACGACUGUCUUCCUCCGCUGCUGAGCGCUGAGGAGAAGGCCAGCAGUGUGUACGGGGCUCCUGCUCGAUGGGGACACGGUGAGGCCCUUGAUGUGACUGUUCAGCUGAAGAGCCAAACCCAAAUCAGACUCGUGCGGGCUGGAGCUGCACGGUUGUGCGGUGAUGGAGAAACAGUCUCUCUUUUCUACAUUACUGAUAACUCCAGAGUCUAUCAUAAAGAAGAGCCCAAGAGCAUUGAGAUGAAAGCGGAGCACAUUGAUGCCAUGGAGUUUCUGAUUCAUUCAUAUCCCAAGUUUGUUUCUGUGGCCAGUUUACCAUGUGAGACAAUGGAGGCUAAGAUGUCUCUGGCUGAGCUGCUCUUUGAGAAGGGACUGAUCCACACAGCUGAAUAAAAACUGAAAAAAGAAAGAAAAUGAGUUUCAUAUGCUUUUCUUUUCUGGCUACAUCUUUUUUUGUCAACUUAAAUUGAAGAGUAUUUGUAACUUUUAGGUUUCUUUGUCUUGUUAAACAGUUGUGGAAAGUUUGAUUUUAGUGUGUGGGAGGAAAUGCAUAAAUAUACAGAAUUGCUGAGGUUAAC
Carassius auratus (goldfish) is the source of this 1882-nucleotide messenger RNA. RefSeq names its product ribosomal oxygenase 1 (gene riox1). Gene Ontology annotation, cellular component: nucleolus. The transcript is spliced from 15 exons. Gene Ontology annotation, molecular function: histone H3K36 demethylase activity; histone H3K4 demethylase activity. The record is from RefSeq and is a predicted model, not a curated record. NCBI's taxonomy places the organism in Eukaryota, Metazoa, Chordata, Actinopteri, Cypriniformes, Cyprinidae. Bases 81 to 1697 code for a protein of 538 amino acids.